GCAGAAACCGCUAGAAGAUUAUUAAAGGAUAAGAAACUGUCACUCAUUUUGGAUUUAGAUCAAACGCUGGUCCAUGCGACAUGGGAUCAAAGCGUAUUGAACUCUAUUUAUAAAGGCAAUCAUCCAAUCGCACAAUUCCAAUUGCCUGGCAGCGAUAUGAUUUGUUUUAUGAAAGCAAGACCAGGUUUACAAGAGUUUUUAAAAGAAGUGGAGGCCUAUUACGAACUUCAUGUCUAUACAAUGGGUACAAGGAAAUAUGCAGAAGCCAUCAUGAGUAACAUUGAUCCCGAUGGAACGUUGUUCAAAGAACGAAUUUUAUCACGGGAUGAAAGUGGCAGCGUGACACAAAAGAAACUUCAGCGGUUAUUUCCUUGUGAUACAUCGAUGGUGGUGGUAGUGGAUGAUCGCUCGGACGUGUGGAGUUUCUCACCCAAUCUCAUUCGAAUCAAACCAUAUGAGUUCUUUCUUGGGACAAACGAUCACUCUCCUCAGCAAGAAAAACAAGAGAUGCACCCACAGGACGACAUGACACAAGAAGUGGCUGCCCCUUUUCGUUUAAAGGAUGAGGAUGAUGAAUUAUCAACUAUUUUAAAGAUUCUAAAGGAAAUUCACACUACAUUUUAUGCCACAAAAGAUCCUCAGCACGAUAUUAAAGAAGCGGACGUGACACAAAUUAUACCCAAAAUGAAAAAACGAGUGUUGAAGGAUGUCAUUAUUACAUUUUCAGAUACCAUUUUGCCCAACCAAAACACAAAGGAUCCAACACUAUCAUGGAUAUGGCAAAUGGCCACCUCCUUUGGUGCCAUGUGCUCCAUUGAUUUAACGGGCAAAACAACCCAUCUUGUAGCGAUAGAAACCAGUCGGCAUAAAGUAAAGGCAGCCAGAAAGUACGGCAGUCCAUCGUUGCAUGUCGUGACACCUGCUUGGCUCUUGGACAGUACGGCCAAAUGGGCGAUUCAGCCAGAAGAAAACUAUCCUGUCCUCCCCACGCAUCCUCCUCAUGCGCUCAGCGACAGUAGUGAUUCAGAAGAAGCGGAAGAGGAAAACGACAUGGACGAGAACGCAUCUGAAGGAGGGAACAUGGCAAGAGCUGGUACUGUUGCUAUACCUUUACUCACACCGAAAAGCGAGGAUACCCAAAGUAGGGACGAGGAGGACGCGAGAAGACUGAACGGCCACGAUCAUCAUUUGAUUGAGGAUAUCAACUGGGACGAAGCAGAUAGAGAAGUAGAAGAGUUUAUUAACGAAAGUGGUAUUGAUGAUGUAUGGGAAGACACCGCGAAUGAGGAUUCCUCUGCCUCUUCUGCAGCCACGACACCGAAAAGUGCUACAGGGACGCCUGGUACAACAGCGACAAGCACCCCUCUCCUCUCUGGCGUGGGUAUGAAACGGAAAAGACAUCCACACCGUCGUCCUCGUCCUAUGGGUGCCGGUGGUGGUGGUGGUGGUGGUGGUGGUGGUGAGAGCAGCAGUCUUCCUACGAGUGGUGCAGAAGAAGAAUCGUCCGCUACAGAAGCAGAAGAAGAAGAAGAAGAAGGAGGAGAAAGUACUGAGGAUUUGAUGAGAUUGAGUAAACUAGCGAAAAGAAAACUAAAAGCAAAAGAAAGAGGCAAGUCCAAGCUUUCCAAAGUCGUGGCUUCAGGAUCCACCACCACAUCUGCUACAGCCUCUACUACAACAGACAAUAAUAACGAAGAAGAAGAAGAAGACCAAGACCAAGACCAAGAGAGUAGUCAUAGUAGCGGAGGAAACAGUAGUGACAGUGACACGGAUGAUAGUAGUUUAUCAGACUUUGCUGAUAUUUUGGAUGAAGCACUAGAUCAAUAAAAAACAACCCCCCAAAGAUACCCUCUAUCACCUCUCAAAGAAUUGGGCUUUUUUUUUUUCUUUAUAAAAAUGGAAGAAAAAAUGAUCUUCCAGCCUUUCCCCUCCCCCCCAAAUUUAACAGCCCGAUCGAAAGGGAAAUUAAAUAUUUCUGAAUUAAGGUUUUUACAGCCUAAUUUCAUUUA
Mycotypha africana is the source of this 2009-nucleotide messenger RNA. RefSeq lists its product as uncharacterized. Lineage: Eukaryota; Fungi; Mucoromycota; Mucoromycetes; Mucorales; Mycotyphaceae. The record is from RefSeq and is a predicted model, not a curated record. The transcript has 6 exons. Gene Ontology annotation, molecular function: RNA polymerase II CTD heptapeptide repeat phosphatase activity. The coding region runs from base 157 to 1827 and encodes 556 amino acids. Gene Ontology annotation, cellular component: nucleus.